AUGAAGGAACAUAUCAGGAUGAAUUCGCCUUUUGUACGGUCAUUAUUUCGAUCUGUUCAGCAAAGGAACUUCUCAUCUUCAGUGGGAAGACAGGCACAAUGGGGUUUUAUUGGACUCGGUCAAAUGGGAUACAACAUGGCGAGGAAUCUUCAAGCGAAAUUACCUGCUACCGAUACGAUAAGAGUUUAUGAUAUCAAUGCCGAAGCUGUCGAGAGAUUUGCGAAAGAUACAAAAGCUCUUGGGACUGGAGCCACUGUUGAGGCUGCAAGCAAUGUUAGGGAAGCUGCUGAGAAUUCUGAAACUACCAUUACCGUCUUACCAGAACCAGCACAUGUAAAGAAUGUGUAUAGUCAAAUACUAAAACCUCCACUAUCUACAGCGGUAGUCGCCAAUCCUCAUCGUCUCUUCAUCGAUUGUUCCACAAUUGAUCCCACAUCUUCCAGAGAGGUUGCCAGGGCAGUUCAUACUACUCAACAAGGCCGAUUUGUUGAUGCACCAAUGUCCGGAGGUGUUGUUGGCGCCACUGCAGGAACUUUGACCUUCAUGCUUGGCGCUCCCGAUGAUCUAGUGGAUCGAGUAAGCCCAGUCCUGACCAUGAUGGGCAAGAGGGUGCUACAUUGUGGAGCUCAAGGUGCAGGUCUUUCUGGAAAGCUCGCCAACAACUAUCUCCUUGCUAUCAACAACAUCGCAACCGCCGAAGCCAUGAAUCUAGGAAUAAUGUGGGGUCUCAAUCCACAAGUCCUAGGUAAUUUGAUCAAUAGCAGCACUGGCAAAUGUUGGCCAAGUGAACUCAAUAAUCCAGUCAAAGGUAUAGUACCUGGUGCACCAGCCGAACGAGAUUACAGUGGAGGAUUUGGCAUAAGUCUUAUGAAGAAAGACCUAGGACUUGCAUUGAAGGCAGCCGAAGAAGUCAAGGCCAAGCUUGAGCUUGGUAAUAGAGCUCGAGAGGUUUAUGAAGCUGUGGAGCAACAGGAGAAUUGUAAGGGCAAGGACUUUUCUGUUGUAUACAAAUAUAUUAGUGGUUCGAAUUAG
Messenger RNA from Sclerotinia borealis F-4128, 1032 nucleotides. The record is from the annotation of a GenBank genome assembly. Lineage: Eukaryota; Fungi; Ascomycota; Leotiomycetes; Helotiales; Sclerotiniaceae.